Hyaloscypha bicolor E is the source of this 1497-nucleotide messenger RNA. RefSeq lists its product as uncharacterized. The record is from RefSeq and is a predicted model, not a curated record. The coding region runs from base 1 to 1497 and encodes 498 amino acids. The transcript has a single exon. NCBI's taxonomy places the organism in Eukaryota, Fungi, Ascomycota, Leotiomycetes, Helotiales, Hyaloscyphaceae.
AUGUACAAAUACCGGCAAAAUUUCGACAAUGUCGCGUGGGACAAGAAUGACGAUGCCGAGGAGGAGUCCCAAAGGCGACUUCGGAGAAAAGACACCUGUGGCCAGGUCGAAGGCCUCGUCAGGCAGAAAUGCGGCAAACCCGCUACACUCAUAUCACCACUGGUCAUCGGUGGCCUCAAUAUCCAUUACAGGAUCCAUCUCGAAGGCGAAGACUCAUCCUCCGACGUCAUGGUGCGGCUGCCCUGGCCCUACGCAGCCUGCUUCCCUGGCGAGAAAGUCGUCUACGAGGCGGCGACGGCGAAAUAUCUGAGACUGAACACGCACAUCCCCACUGCCCAAGUGCUCCAUUAUGGUCGGGAUUCCAACGUCGGGCCGUUCCUUAUCCUCCGCCGGAUCGAACACCGAGGUGAUAUGACAGACGCUCUUGCCGUUCCCGGUCUGGACCCCAACCUGACUCCCGUUCUGAACUUGGAGCUCCCCGAGAGCAAGCUCCGAAGUCUGUGGGGGAAUAUCGCGUGGUGUUUACUGGAAGUAGUGGAACCCACCUUCUCCCGCAUCGGCUCGUUGGUCGAGGUUGACGGAUCCUUCCGCAUUGCCGCUCGACCUCUUACUCAAAACAUGAGCAGCAUGACCCAGCUCGCUCAUAUUCCCCCGUCUAUCCUUCCUCUCGAGAGCGAGACCUACGCAACAACCGACGAGUGGUACGAGGCAUUAGCCAAUAUGCACCUGGCACAACUCAUCUUUCAACACAACGACCUCGUCUCGUCCGAGGACGACUGUCGGAACAAGUACGUCGCUCGUCAGAUAUUCCGCAGACUGGCUAAACAAGGUCGGCUAUCGACAUUCGGAUUCGUCCAAGACGAUUGGUCCGCCUACGUCAAGACGGUACAUCCAAGGUGUCCGGCUCCGGACAGAUCGGGUCCCUUUCGCCUCUGGUGCGAUGACUUCAGACCGGCCAAUAUCCUCUUGGGCCCGGACGACGAUGUGGCUGCCGUGAUCGACUGGGAGUUCACAUAUGCUGGGCCCACGCAGUUCGUCCUCGACCCUCCUUGGUGGCUACUAUUCGAAACACCGGAAAUGUGGCCUUCUGGCAUCGAGGAGUGGAGCAAGGCCUACGAACCACAUUUGAAGAUUUGGCUCGAGGCGAUGGAGGAGAGGGAGAAAGGGGCUGCGUUUCUCGACGCCAUACCGCUCUCGGUGCAUAUGCAAGAGAGCUGGAAGAUGGGCCGCUUCUGGCUCAACUACGCAGCCAGAAAGAGCUGGGCGUUUGAUGCCGUCUUCUGGACGUACUUGGACGAGCGGUUCUUUGGCGAGCGGGACGGAGAACUUCUCGACAAGGACUUGUGGAAGACACGACUGCAUCUCUUGAGCGAGGAGGAGCGACAGGCCAUGGAGCCGUUUGUACAGCGGAAGAUGGACGAGUCUCGGGAACGGAUCCUGGUUGAAUGGGACCCGGCCGAGGCAAAGCAGCGUUUAUCAGAGCUGUUGUUUGAUUAA